Molecule: messenger RNA, 2552 nt
Organism: Melospiza georgiana
Lineage: Eukaryota; Metazoa; Chordata; Aves; Passeriformes; Passerellidae
Gene: INO80B
Product: INO80 complex subunit B
Biological process (GO): chromatin remodeling
Cellular component (GO): Ino80 complex
Source: RefSeq, a predicted model, not a curated record
AUGGCGGCGGCAGCGUCACCAGCCCCUCAUAACGGGCGGCAGCCAAGCCGGGCGGAAGUGAGUUUUGACGGAAGUGGGUCCGUCCCGAAUUGGGUCCCCCGCGGGCGAAUGCGCAGGGCCUGGCGGCGGGGAGCGAUGGAGGCCGGCGGGCACGGGCAGGAGGCCGAGGCGGGCGGCCAUGGCGGCCACAAGAAGAAGCACAAGAAGCACAAGAAAAAGCACAAGAAACGGCACCACCACGAGGCCGGGCCGGCCCCGGGGCCCGAACCGCCUCGGCAGCCACGGCUGCGGCUCCGGAUUAAGCUGGGAGGGCAAAUCCUGGGCACCAAGAGUGUCCCCACGUUCACGGUGGUCCCCGAAGGGACGCACUCGCCGUCCCCGCUGCUGGCGGGGGAUGAGGAGGAGCCCAGCGUGCCCAUCGAGCAGUACCGGGCAUGGCUGGAUGAGGACAGCAACCUGGCCCCCUCCCCGCUGCCCGAGCUGGACCCCGAGAGCUGCUUCCCUGCCCGUGAGGAGGGCGAGGAGGAGGAAGAGGAAGAGGAGGAGGAAGAGGAGGAGGAGGAGCGGCGCUGGCUGGCGGCCCUGGAGAGGGGGGAGCUGGAUGACAACGGGGACAUCAAGAGGGAGGUGGACGAGUCCCUCCUGACGGCCCGGCAGCGCGCGUUGCUGCACAAGCAGCAGAGCCAGCCCCUGCUGCAGCUGCCCAUGGGCGCCAAGGCCAAGGAGGUGACGGAGGAGAUGCGGGAGAAGCGCGAGGAGCGGGCGCGGCGCCGGCGGCUGCAGGCGGCCCGCAAGGCCGAGGAGAGCAAGAACCAGACCAUCGAGCGCCUGACGCGCACGCACAAGGCCAAGGUGCGGGCCCUGCGCGAGCGCCGCGCCCGGCCCGCCCCGUGCCCCGUGGUUCAUUACCGCAGCGCCGCCGACGGCGUCACCGUCUCCUUCCCCGCCGGCUUCCCGGCGCCCGCGGCCGCCGCCGCGCCGCCCGCGCCGCCCGCCCAGCCCUGCGCCGUGCCCGGCUGCGGCAACGCCAAGCGCUACAGCUGCGCCCAAACCGGGCGGCCCCUCUGCAGCCUGGGCUGCUACCGGCGCAACCUGCAGCUGCUGCAGAGCGCGGGCUGAGAGCGGGGAGGGGCUACGGGAACUCUCCAGGGCCUACGGGACCUCUCUGGGGGGGGUACAGGACCUCACCAAGGGGCUAUGAGCCCUCUGUGGGGGCUACAGAUCCUCUGCAGGGGGCUAUGGAUCCUCUGAGGGGCUCUCCAGACCCUCACCAGGGAGCUACAGAUCCUCUGCAGGGGGCUAUGGAUCCUCGCUGGGGAGCUACGGGUCCUCACCAGGGGCUGCAGACACUCUCCAAGGGGUUAUAGAUCCUCUGAGGGGGCCUACAGACACUCUGAGGGGAGCUAUGGGUCUUCUCUGGGGGGUUAUGGACCCUCUAAGGACAGCUACAGACUCUUACUAGGGGGCUACAGAUCCUCUUGGGGGGUGUGGAACCUCUGAGACGAGCCACAGGCCUUCUCUGGUGGGCUACAGAUCCUCUGAGGGGAGAUAUGGGUCCUCGCCAGGGCCUACAGACCCUCACCAGGGGGAUAUGGGACCUCUGUAGGGGCUACAGAUCCUCCCUGGGGGGCUACAGACCCUCACUAGGGGCUACAGGACCUCAUCCAGGGGCUGUGGAUCCUCUGAGGGGGCUGUGGAUCCUCUCUGAAGGGCUAUGGACCCUCUAUGGGGGGUCCAGACCCUCACCAGGGAGCUACAGAUCCUCUGGGGGGGCCUGAAGAUCCUCUGUGGCGGGCUAUGGAACCUCUGUGGGGGGCUAUGGACACUCUGAGGAGAGCUCUGGGCCCUCUGCAGGGGCUGCAGGCCAUCUGUGGUGGGCUACGGGACCUCUGAGGGGGCUACAGGACCUCACCAAGGGGCUACAGACACUCUGUGAGGGCUAUGGAUCCUCUCUGAGGGGGCUGUAGAUCCUUUGUGGGGUUACCAACCCUCACCAGGGGCUAUGCAUCCACUCUGGGGGGGCUACAGACCCUCUGUGUGAGCUGCAGACCCUCACCAGGGGACUAUGGACCCUCCCUGGAGGGUUAUGGAGCAUCUGUGGGCUCUACAGACCCUCUGCGGGGAGUACAGAACCUCUUUGGGGGUCUAUGGAUCCUCUCUGGGGCGCUGUGGAUCUUCUCCGAGGCUGUGGAAGCUUUGCCGUGGAUAGAAGGGCCAGACCACCCGGCCAUGUGGAGUUCCUGCAUUGUCCACACGGACACAGAGGGCUGGAAGAGGAACCUGUGAGUCUGCGCUGUGGGGAGCUCCAGACCUUCCACGUGGGGCCAGAACAAGGAGAUUCAGAAUGUCCAUCAUGGAUACGGAGGCUCUGGCCAGGCCACCCGGAGAGCCGCAGUUCCUCAUGGACACCUGGAGCUCCUCCAAACGGAGGUGGAACCUGGGAUGUGGAGCUCCAGAGGGCUCCGGGCUCUCCACGGUGGACACGGAGGGUUGGGGACCCCGGCAAGGACAGAGGGUGGUCCUGAGGUGGCGGAGCUGAUUAAAAGCUGUUG